AGCAACUCAUGUAGUUUGGAGGCUAUUUUUAUACUAACAGAAUUUAAGAUUACAUUUCUUUAUUAUUUUGAGUUGAUGGUGGGUGACAUUGAACUUUGAUGCCGGUGGAAUGCAAAGUUAGAACCUAUUGAACAUUUUUUAUACUAACGUUAGAAUUCUUUUUUGCUUAGGCAUCCGGAAUCUAAAUCCCACUCGCCCAUCUAAUUUGAAUUAGCAUCGACUAGGCCCACUAAAGAGGUAGAGAGCGCUAGCUACAAGUUCGGUAUAACUCAAUAGUUUUGGCAAUAACGUUGUAUUUGUAUUUUGAUCAGUGGUUUGUUUAUAUGGACUUGAGCAAUUCUCCCUCAAGAGUUAAGCUUUUGGAUUGUGUUUUAUGCUCAAAAAUCAUGUCAUAUUUUUACCUGGUAUAAGAGCUAGGUUUAUCCCUGUUUGGACGUUCAUGCCCCAGUUGGACCUAUGCAUGAACUAAGUGGAUGUUAGAAUGAGUUAGAGUCCUACAUUGAUUUGAGAAUGGACUGUUUGUUUAGAUGGGCGUAGCAAUCCUCUUCUCAAGAGUUAACUUUUUGAAUUGAUUUGGAUGUAAAUGUCAUAUCUUUACAGUAAAAAUCACAAGAUAUGUUCAGAAGACUAGAACCUAGUAAGCUGCCUUAUAUAUAGCCCAAAUCCACCAACACAAAUUUUGGUACCACCUCUAACUUGUUACCCUCUUAGUUUAUGCUAAGUCAAAGUAUCACAUUCACAUAUAAUAGAUUAAUUGAAAUUUGUUCUCCACACACCUUUGGGAAGGAAAAACGUGAGAAUCAUAACUAAGAGACACAAGACAUGUCUCCCACAAUAUCUUGGUUAAUCUAUGUUUAGCUUCUCCCUUAAAUACCUCAAUUCAAUAGUAGAUGGUCGUCUCAAUCCUCACUUCACAUUCACCUUCACAGUUCAAUUUUGCCUUCAUUCAUGGAUCUUCAAGAAUCAAAUGAAUCUAAGUUCCCCAUUUCCCUCAAAGAAUCAACAAACGCACAUCCAAAAUCUGUCAUUUUAACAAUACCUCUCCCAAGGCCACCCUCAAUUAAGUUCUUGAGCAACAGCCUUCCAAAUUCAACAACCUCAUCACCAAGAUUUGCAUCAAAUUCAUCCAAAAAAAAGUGCAGAAACCAAGCUUCUCCUCUGUCCAACAACCCUUUGGCUAGGCAACAUUCUGUGGCACUGGCAAACCUCGAACGGUUGAAAGAAAAUCACUUGCAGAGGAGCAAGUCAUGUGGUGACGGAAGAUCAAGCACACCACCACCGGGAAAACAUGUUGGAUUCACAAAGAUCAAUAGUAGUAGUAGUAGUAUUAAACAUGUUGAGGUAAGCAAAGUUAGCAGAGUAGAUAAAUCAGAGUCUAUUGAUGAGAAGUUCAAAUGUGGUGCCAUGUGUUUGUUUAUUCCUGGUUUAGGAAAAGCAAAACAAGUGAGAGCCAGGAGGGUACAUAAUGUUGGACACAAUGUUUCAAGAAAAGUGUCAUUAGAGAAAUUUGAAUGUGGAUCAUGGACAUCAUCAGCUAUAAUCAAUGAUGAAGAAAAUGAUGAGUCCAAUCUUUUCUUUGAUCUACCAAUUGAGCUCAUUCAAUGCAGUGAUGAUAAGGACAUGACUUGUUCACCAGUAACAACUGCAUUUGUUUUUGACAAGGAGCCAAAAGGGGUCCUGAAGAACAGCACCACCACAGCAAAAAUAGCUGAUAGAAAAGCGAAGGAGUGCGCAACCAGCCAUGUUCGGUUUUCUACCUCAUCCCCGGACUCUGGCUCACCCAUGUCCUGCAUGACUCCUCGCCUUCACAAGGCCAGGGAAGAUUUCAAUGCCCUCCUUGAAGCCCAAUGUGCAUGAGCCCAGAGGUGGAUCCAAGUUCAACCACAGGUUUUGGGUUCGACCGUGUUUUAAGGUCGAACCUUAUAUUACUCGGUCCGUCUCAUUUUAAGUAUCCUACUUUCCUUUUUAGUAUGUCCCCAAAAGAGUGUGUAUGUAGUAAGUUUUCCAAUUUCAGCAUUCUAUGUGUCAAAUUUAAGACCACAAGAUUUAAAGGGAUACACUCUUCACACAUCUUUAAUUUAAAAACACAAAA
Messenger RNA from Capsicum annuum, 2092 nucleotides. RefSeq lists its product as uncharacterized. Gene Ontology annotation, cellular component: chloroplast thylakoid membrane. The record is from RefSeq and is a predicted model, not a curated record. The transcript is spliced from 2 exons. Bases 949 to 1857 code for a protein of 302 amino acids. Gene Ontology annotation, biological process: photosystem I assembly; response to photooxidative stress. NCBI's taxonomy places the organism in Eukaryota, Viridiplantae, Streptophyta, Magnoliopsida, Solanales, Solanaceae.